Alosa sapidissima (American shad) is the source of this 2352-nucleotide messenger RNA. RefSeq lists its product as uncharacterized. The coding region runs from base 175 to 1290 and encodes 371 amino acids. The record is from RefSeq and is a predicted model, not a curated record. The transcript is spliced from 8 exons. Lineage: Eukaryota; Metazoa; Chordata; Actinopteri; Clupeiformes; Clupeidae.
GCUAAGCACACACACUGGCCUGCAACUAUAAGGCAGGUGGACUUCACGUCCAUCCCCACACCACUCUGCAGUGUCCUGUUCUCACCACCGACACUGUGCUUGAGUCAUCCCUUCCCACGCCACGUCGCCCUGUUCUCACCACCGACCCUGUGCUUGAGCCACCAGCAGACCAACAUGGUUAUGGGGUCAUUAAUGACAGAGUGUAUAUCCUUUAUCUUCCUGCUCCUACUCACACAUAAGGGGGUUUAUGUCGGGACAUGGACUGUCACCUACAGCCCUACAUACAUCUGUGCUCUGGAGGGAUCAUCAGUCACCAUGUCCUGCUCUUACACCUACCCCAGUAAUUAUAAAGUUAAAGAAGCUUUCUGGAUUAACCAAGACUCUCAUAUACCUGUUGAUUUCUCAAAGAAUGAGAGCUUCGCACGCAGGGUCACAGCGGACUGUGGAGACAAAAAAAGUCAGUGUUCUCUGCACAUGACUAAUCUAACCAAAGAAGAUGCACAUUAUCAGUACUACUGUAGGAUUGAAACCACUGUAGGUAAACAAAAGUGGAUAGGCAAACCAGGGAUCUCAGUGAAUGUCACAGACCUCAGAGUUGUUUCCACUGAAAGGACAAACAAUGUAACCAAGGGGGACAUCAUCACUCUCACCUGCGGCACCACCUGUCCUCUAACCAGCAGCCCGUCAUUCAUCUGGAGCAAAGAUGGACGUCCUGUAGAGAAGAAGCAGAUCAUCAACAACCAGCUGCAGCUCCACCCAGUCAGUUAUGAAGAUGAGGGCAGCUACAUCUGUGCUGUUGGAGGAUAUGAGGAUCUCCCAUCUCCACCUUACGGGCUCAAUGUAAAGUGUGGCCAAAGUGCUGUGAUGAAUGUGCUGAUCGCUGUGGCAGUCUGUGUAGCUGUUGUGGUCCUCUGUGCCGUUUUCUGGGUCUGGUUUCGCAAAAAGCACAAAGAGAGCAAAGGAGAGCUAGAGCAAUUGAGGGCAACACACAGUGCCGCGCUCAGGGCUGAUGCUGCUGGAGGAGGAGGACCAGAGGGGGAUGUCCAGUACUACAACAUUAACUUCCAGAGCAGAGCUGCUGCUCCCCCCAGUGGUGCUGCUGCUGCAGGAGCACCAGAGGAUGAUGUCCAGUACUCCAACAUCCAGCCCCACGGCUCCACACAGACUGCAGGAGCUCAGGGGGAUGAUGUACCGUAUGCCAGUGUCCAGUUCAAUGGCAAUAAGGCAACAACGAGUCAUUUGGGGCAACCAAAAGAUGACACAUCAGUGAUCUAUAGCCGUGUUUCCUGAGGAGCUGCCUCCGUAACCUCACAAUCUGAACAUCAUCAUCCUCAUUUGCAUCCUCUUCCACCUCAUCAUCAUCAUCAUCAUGCUCAUUAUCAUUAACCUCCGUAACCUCACAAUCUGAACAUCCUCAUCCUCUUCCACCUCAUCAUCACCAUCAUCAUGCUCAUUAUCAUUAACCAGAGGACCUUCUCUGCAUUCAUGAUCCCACAGUCUCACAGGACAAUCACAUUGAUCAGAAAUUCUGAACAUUACUUUCUACUACGCCUAAACUUUACAAACUGACAAUAAACAGCAUCAACAGUCAAGAAACUAUAUAUGUGGGUCUACCUUUGCUGUAAAUACAUUUCUACUAAAAAGUGUCAGUUAAAAAGUCAAAUGUUUUAAACACCAAGAAAGUAUUGUUGUCUUCAAAAAAAAUCAGCCUAGGCUUCAUAUUAAUAGACAUUUAGAUGUGUAGAUUGCAUUAAAGUGACACAUUUAUGUCACAAGUAUGUCAAUAUGACCCUCUGGGAAAAAAAUAAUUGCCCCUGGUUAGAGGCUGACAAGUUGUAAUGUCAAAUAUCUUCCUGCAGAGGGCUCUUUAGUCUAUCAGUCACUAUGUGCUGACAUCAUGCUGGUGGUUUUGGGUUUGUGGUUCUCUGUGAUGGCGUCAUCAAAAUGCAGAGCUGCCAACACUCACACAUUGGCCGUGAGAUUCAUUAAAUUGAUUGGCUCCACGGCUCUCACGCUAAUCCAACGUGUGAGGGUUGGCAGCUCUGAAAAUGUGUCAUGUGGUAUCGCUGGCUUGUUUAUUUACUUGCUUACAAACCUUUGUUGCUGUCAGGGACUUGCAUAAACAAACAAAUAAACGAUCAAAUCAGUUGAUGGGUGAGAAAAGACACACCAUUAUCCAUGUUAGAGAUGCAAGUGACACCUCUCAUCAUUCUGUUUAUAAAUCCUAUUACUUGGGUGUUUACAUACAUGUGGUAUCAGAAUUAUCAUCAACAGCUUACAGAGGAAUUGUAUCACCACCGUGCAGAUACGCCUCGAAACUACGAAACUAUAUUCUAUAUUCUAAAUGAAUAA